AAUUAGAUACUCAUAAUAUAAAAAUUCUAAAUUCCCAAUUGCCGCCAAAUACAAAUGCAUGUAAAAAAGCACUGAGCAACACUGGUUUAUAUAGUCAUAUGGCCAUAGAAUUGCGGCAACCCUAGUUCUGGCCAAUGCUGGUCAGCUGUUUGGUCUGCUCGUUCCAUUGAAAUCUUCCGUGGUGGUGGCUUGUCUUAAGGCAUAAUUUCAAGUUUAAUACAAUUGGACACUUUUAAAUUUAGCUCCCAAUACGUCAAUUGUGAAACGUAGCAACAAACAAGCAACAUGUCGAUGCUGGCCAGAACAUUGGGACGCGCAGCUUUGCAGGCGGCAGCAACACGCAGCCUUCAUAUUUCGACUGUUCUCAGGGAGGAAUCCAAUUAUGGCGCCAAUCGGACCACCUGCACAUUGAUACCCGGUGAUGGUGUUGGACCCGAGUUAGUUUAUGCCCUCCAGGAAGUGUUCAAGGCAGCCAAUGUACCUGUGGAUUUUGAAUCGUACUUCUUGUCGGAAAUCAAUCCCGUACUAAGUGCCAAGCUGGAAGAUGUUGUGGGCUCUAUUCAGAAAAAUAAAGUCUGCAUUAAGGGUAUUCUGGCCACCCCCGAUUACAGCAAUGUGGGUGAUUUGCAAACGCUGAACAUGAAACUCCGCACCGAUUUGGAUCUGUAUGCCAAUGUGGUCCAUGUCCGUAGUUUACCUGGCGUCAAGACCCGCCAUGAAAACAUCGAUACGGUGAUUAUUCGUGAACAGACCGAGGGCGAGUAUUCCGCCUUGGAACACGAAUCGGUGCCCGGCAUUGUGGAGUGCCUUAAGAUUGUCACUGCCAAGAAAUCCAUGCGCAUUGCCAAAUUCGCCUUCGACUAUGCCACCAAGAACAAUCGCAAGAAGGUCACCGCUGUCCACAAGGCCAACAUCAUGAAGCUGGGCGAUGGUCUGUUCCUUAAGUGUUGCGAGGAAGUCUCCAAAUUGUAUCCACGCAUACAGUUUGAGAAAAUGAUUGUGGAUAAUACCACAAUGCAAAUGGUAUCCAAUCCCAAUCAGUUUGAUGUGAUGGUUACACCAAAUUUAUAUGGCGCAAUUGUUGAUAAUCUUGCCUCCGGUUUGGUGGGCGGCGCUGGCGUCGUGGCCGGAGCAUCAUACUCAUCCGAGGCUGUUGUGUUUGAGCCGGGUGCACGACACACAUUCGCCGAGGCCGUGGGCAAGAAUGUGGCCAAUCCGACUGCCAUGUUGCUGUGCGGCACCAAGUUGUUGCGUCACAUUAAUUUGCCCACUUACAGUGAGGUCGUACAGAAUGCCAUCAAUAAGGUACUAAACGAUGGCAAGGUGCGCACCAAGGAUUUGGGCGGUCAAUCGACCACGCUGGACUUUACACGCGCAGUGAUUGCUAAUCUCCAUUAGAUCACAGAUCACCAGGCAGGAACCAUUGGUCCACCCAAGGCUCACGCAUAGACAAUUGACAGUUGUGUGUUGUUUGCUACCAAAAUAAUUGAUUCGUUUAAAUCAAA
Drosophila willistoni is the source of this 1505-nucleotide messenger RNA. RefSeq names its product isocitrate dehydrogenase [NAD] subunit beta, mitochondrial (gene Idh3b). Gene Ontology annotation, cellular component: mitochondrion. NCBI's taxonomy places the organism in Eukaryota, Metazoa, Arthropoda, Insecta, Diptera, Drosophilidae. Bases 286 to 1398 code for a protein of 370 amino acids. The record is from RefSeq and is a predicted model, not a curated record. Gene Ontology annotation, biological process: tricarboxylic acid cycle; isocitrate metabolic process. The transcript has 5 exons.